Amphimedon queenslandica is the source of this 862-nucleotide messenger RNA. RefSeq names its product protein draper-like. The coding region runs from base 172 to 615 and encodes 147 amino acids. NCBI's taxonomy places the organism in Eukaryota, Metazoa, Porifera, Demospongiae, Haplosclerida, Niphatidae. Gene Ontology annotation, molecular function: scavenger receptor activity. The record is from RefSeq and is a predicted model, not a curated record. The transcript has 7 exons.
AUACAGUACUGAAGUAUUUUAAAGUAUAAACCUGUUUAUAUAACUGGUUUUAUUCCUUGUUACAGUGAUCAUGAAUCACAGUACAGGUGUGCCAGGAAGGUAUCAACAGUGAUAUGUGUCCAUGAUGUACAGUGUCUUGAACCUGAUUGUAAUAACCACGGGUCAUGUGACAUGGGGGCGUGUUCAUGUGAGUCUCCAUGGACUGGAGAUACUUGUGGAUCUGUUAACUGUUCACUGACUGAUUGUAAUGGACACGGAAUAUGUAUGGAGGGUUCAUGUACAUGUGAUCCUGGUUGGAUCGGAGAACUGUGUCAAAAACCUUGUCCUAGAAACCGGUAUGGAUCUGAUUGUAGGUCAUAUUGUUACUGCUAUGGACGUGGUCACUGUCACCCAGUGUAUGGUAACUGUACCUGUGAUACUGGAUACACUGGAGCUCACUGCUGGACUAAAUGUAAGAAAGGUUAUUAUGGAGUUAACUGUGCUCAGAAGUGUGUGUAUCCUGAUUGUUCUGGUAAUGGACAUUGUUCUAUAGUCAAUGGAUCAUGUUUUUGUAACAAGGGUUGGACUGGUACAUCUUGUAAUAUAAUAUUACGCCAUCAUCAUCAUCAUCAUUAACUGAUACUUCUGAUGUUAGUACUGCAGUAUCAGUGAUGAACUCAAUCUCCUCAUUACUGUCUCCUACUAAUGAUGUAUCAGUACAGGAUAUUGAAUAAUGAUAAUAAAUCUAUUGAAUUGAUAGUUGUAAUGGAACUAAUAAUAGUAGUUCAUCUCCUCCAGUUAAUUACAGUGCUAAUGAUGAUGAUAAUCAAUUAAUUAUUAUUAUUAUAUUAAUUGGUUUAAGUACUGUCACUAUACAUGUUAU